AUGAUGGACUCGGACUCGUCCGGUGCGGACUUCUGCAGGUUUUGCAGAUCGGAAGCGUCUUCUGACAGACCUCUGUUCCAUCCAUGUAUAUGUACAGGCUCAAUAAAAUGGAUCCAUCAAGAAUGUUUAGUUCAGUGGAUGCGAUAUUCGCGGAAAGAAAUAUGCGAAUUGUGUGGGCACCGGUUUUCAUUUAUGCCGAUAUAUUCGCCGGAUAUGCCGCGAAGAUUGCCCAUAAAGGAUGUUGUUGGCGGGCUUGUGACCUCAGUUGCUUCUGCUGUUAAAGACUGGUUACACUACACCCUUGUAGCACUCGCCUGGCUUGGUAUAGUACCUUUAACAGCAUGUCGAACAUACCGCUGUUUAUUUUCAGGGUCCUUAGACCCCGUAAUUUCAUUACCUUUUGAUAUUGUAUCAGCGGAAAACCUGGCCAAAGAUGUCUUCUCUGGAUGUUUUGUUGUAACAUGCACCUUAUUUGCUUUUGUUGGGUUGGUGUGGUUAAGAGAACAGAUAAUGCAUGGCGGUGGCCCUGAUUGGAUGGAACGGGAAAAUUUACCUCCUCUUGCUGUAGAUGAAAUCCUUUUAGAAGAUAAUAAUAAUGACCAUGUAAAUGAAGGGGCGGGUGAUGAUGGUGUGGCAAGAGAAGAACCAAAUGCCGAAGCUGGUGAUGACCCUUUAGUGGGUGAUGAAGCAAAUUGGAAUCCCAUGGAAUGGGAUCGAGCAGCGGCAGAGGAACUGACAUGGGCUCGACUGCUUGGUCUAGAUGGAUCGAUGGUUUUCCUAGAACAUGUAUUUUGGGUGGUGUCGUUAAACACAUUGUUCAUUGUUGUGUUUGCCUUUUGCCCAUACCAUAUUGGCAAAUUGGGGGCAGCAAUGGCUGGUUUAGCUGCGGAAGGACCUUUUGCUGGGUUGUUAACAGCAUUGGCGGGAUAUGUGAUUGUAGGAGCCAUACUUGCAGUGCUACAUGGUAUGGCAUCUCUACUUAGACUGAGAAGUGCGAAAAAAGCAUUAGGAUUUUGCUAUGUGGUAGUGAAAGUGGCAUUAUUAUCUGUUGUAGAAAUUGGUGUAAUACCGCUAGUUUGCGGCUGGUGGCUAGAUUUGUGUUCUUUAUCGAUGUUUGAUGCAACUCUCAAGGAUAGAGAGUCGAGUCUUCAGGCUGCGCCAUGGACUUUAAUGUUCAUCCAUUGGCUUGUCGGAAUGGUCUAUGUUUACUACUUUGCUUCCUUCAUCCUAUUAUUGAGAGAAGUGCUAAGACCCGGCGUUUUAUGGUUUUUGAAAAAUCUGAAUGAUCCCGAUUUCAGUCCGGUGCAGGAAAUGAUUCAUCUCUCGGUGUGGUCUCACAUACGCCGUCUUGUUGUAUCCGCUAUGGUUUUCGGCACGGCCGUACUAUUCAUGUUAUGGCUUCCUAUACGUGUAAUCAAAUACGUUCUACCCGGCUUCCUACCUUACGCGGUUGCCGUGCACACCGAUGCACCGGUCAAUGAACUCAGUUUGGAGCUUUUAUUGCUACAGGUGAUCCUACCAGCUUUGCUGGAACAGUCUCACACCAGGACAUGGUUGAAGGCCGGUCUACGUGCGUGGUGCGGCUGCGCUGCGGGUCUGCUAGGACUUCGCUCUUACUUACUGGGCGAGGCGUCGAGAGAGAACGAGCCUCACCCACCACCACACCCACCACAUCAGUUAGGAGCCGCUCAUAGGGCUCUAAUAUGGCGAGAUGGACCGGCUGGUUUCGAGCCUUACGUUCGCGUGUCCUGGUUUCCUCUACGUCUCGGAGCAUUAUUGGCGCUCGUGUCUGUGUCCUUGGUGUUAGCCAGCGCUCUUACAUUGGUUAUACCAGUAGCCAUUGGUAGAAAAGUUAUGACAAUCUGGCUACCAAAGGCAUCAGAGGGAGUUCACGAGCUAUACACCGCCGCGUGCGGUAUGUAUGUGUGUUGGGCGGUUGGUCGAGGUGGUGCGCUAGCCGCUGGGUGGGCUCGAGGCGGUCGUGCGGCACUACUGGCUCGUGCGGCACUAUGGACCAGGCGGGCGGCACGAGCGGCACUAGCGGCACUCGCGCUGCUGGGAUUAGUGCCGCUCAUGUUCGGACUGCUUCUAGAACUGGUCCUAGUAAUUCCUCUCAGGGUUCCCUUGGAGCAGUCUCCGGUACUGUUUGUAUGGCAGGACUGGGCUCUUGGUGUUCUGUACACUAAGAUAGUCUGUGCUCUCACUAUGAUGGGACCCGAUUGGAGUAUGAGACGAGCUAUUGAGAAAGCUUAUAGAGACGGCAUCAGAGAAAUGGAUUUGCAAUUUAUCCUGCGCUCGGUUGCCGCGCCACUGGUCCGCUGGCUGGGUCUCGCGUUGGCUGUACCGUACGUGCUCGCACACAGUGUGGCGCCACUUGUACUGAGUGCGCACGCGCAGAGGAACCUGCUGGUGCGCCGGGUGUACCCCGCCCUGUUACUCAUAGCAUUGCUGGCUGCACUCGCCCUCUUCCAGAUUCGUCAAUUCACAAAACUGUACGAGCACAUAAAGAACGACAAAUACCUGGUGGGCCAGCGGCUCGUGAACUAUGAUCACCGGCGACACAAACACACGGAAAUGAUUCAUCUCUCAGUGUGGUCUCACAUACGUCGUCUUGUUGUAUCCGCUAUGGUUUUCGGCACGGCCGUACUAUUCAUGUUAUGGCUUCCUAUACGUGUAAUCAAAUACGUUCUACCCGGCUUCUUGCCUUACGCGGUUGCUGUACACACCGAUGCACCGGUCAAUGAACUCAGUUUGGAGCUUUUAUUGCUACAGGUGAUCCUACCGGCUUUACUGGAGCAGUCUCACACCAGGACAUGGUUGAAGGCCGGUCUACGCGCGUGGUGCGGCUGA
Messenger RNA from Danaus chrysippus (African queen), 2850 nucleotides. The record is from the annotation of a GenBank genome assembly. NCBI's taxonomy places the organism in Eukaryota, Metazoa, Arthropoda, Insecta, Lepidoptera, Nymphalidae.